GAGAUCCAGCCUUAAGCUAUUACGGCUUCUAAAGUAGGCUAUUUUCUUUUCUUUUUUUCUUUUUAUGUAGAUGCUAGACUGGUGACUUCUGGAUGAGAUGUUUGCAGUUGCUUUCUUCAGCUUGUCUUUGAUGGCAUGGCACCCCGGGAUAACUGCACAGGAGAAGGCGAACCAGCGAGUCACUCGAGCUGCGACCCCAGCAGCAGUUGCCUGUAAGCUGAGCAACUGGUCAGAAUGGACCGAUUGUUUUCCAUGCCAGGACAAAAAGUACCGAUACCGGAGCCUCUUGCAGCCAAACAAGUUUGGGGGAACCAUCUGCAGUGGUGACAUCUGGGAUGAGGCCAGCUGUUACAGCCCCACACCUUGUCUAAAGCAAGCACAGUGCGGACAGGAUUUCCAGUGUAGAGAGACAGGUCGCUGCCUGAAACGCCACCUGGUAUGUAAUGGAGACAUGGACUGCCUCGAUGGCUCUGAUGAGGACAAUUGUGAGGAUGCCAGGGUCACUGAAGAUGACUGUCAUCAAUAUGAACCAAUCCCAGGAUCAGAAUGGGCCACCUUGGGGUACAAUAUCCUGACUCAAGAAAGAGCCCAGAGUGUGUAUGAUGCCAAGUACUAUGGGGGCCAGUGUGAGACUGUGUACAACGGGGACUGGAGGAAGCUCCAGUACGACCCCGCCUGUGAGCGCCUCUACUACGGGGAGGAUGAGAAAUACUUCCGGAAACCCUACAACUUCCUUAAGUACCACUUCGAAGCCCUGGCAGACACUCUAAUCUCCUCUGAGUUUUAUGAUGAUGCAAAUGAACUUUUUUCUAAAAUAAAAGAUGACAACUCAAAGUCAACUGGCGUAACCUUUGGCAUCGGCCCAGCAAAAACUCCUAUAGUUCUGGCGGGGAGGGUCUCCUGGUCCGAUGACUCUGUAUUCAUGAAGAAGUUGUACAACUAUAACGAGAAGAGAUACCGCUUCCUGAGAGUGUCUACAAAGGUACAGACUGCACAUUUUAAGAUGAGGAGGCGCAAUGUUAUGCUGGAUGAAGGGAUGCUGCAGUCAUUAAUGGAGCUCCCUGAGCAGUUCAACUAUGGCAUGUAUGCCAAGUUCAUCAAUGACUAUGGUACCCACUACAUCACCUCUGGAACCAUGGGUGGCAUUUAUGAAUAUGUUCUGGUGCUUGACAAAGACAAAAUGAAGUUUAGUGGUAUCACCGUGGAAGAUGUUCAAAAAUGCAUUGGAGGGUCAGCGGGCCUGGAGUUUGGGGAUUCUGUCGUCAUCGGAGGACGUUUAUCAGGACAGUCCUGUGAGAAGACGGGAGGCGGCAACUCUGGCAAUAAGGAGACAGAAUUGGAGGUGGUGAACAUCAUUUCUCGGGUGCAAGGUGGAAGUUCUGGCCAGGGUGGUGGCUUGACACAAAACGGCAGCAUUGUUACAUACCGGUCCUGGGGGAGAUCAUUAAAGUAUAGCCCUGUUGUUAUCGAUUUUGAGAUACAGCCCAUCUAUCAGCUGCUACAGCACACAAACCUGGGACCUCUGGAGACCAAACGUCAGAACCUGCGCCGGGCUUUGGACCAGUACCUGAUGGAAUUCAGUGCCUGCCGCUGUGGGCCGUGCUACAACAAUGGAGUGCCCAUACUCCAGGGUACCAGCUGCCAGUGUCAGUGUGGCGUGGGGCGGCAAGGCCCUGCCUGUGAGCAGAUGUCGCUGGAGGGAGCCAAGGCAGAUGGCCGCUGGAGCUGCUGGAGUUCCUGGUCAGAGUGCAGAGCGGGUUCGCAGGAGAGGAGGAGACAGUGCAACAACCCCGCACCCCAGAAUGGUGGAGCCCCAUGCCCAGGGAGGAGCACACAGACCCAGGCCUGCUGAGUGCCUCUAGAUGCAGACUGGGAAGGAAGCUGGAGAUGCUGCUGCCUGUCCUGGCUGCUGUGUGGGACCACUGCUGCUCCAAGUGAAUGCAGACCAACAAAGGCCAUUCUCCGUUCUCUUCAUAAACUCAUUAAUUCUUUUUCUAGUACAAACUUCAUAAUUCUUAGCCUCUACCAAUUACCUGGCUUCAGAGCUGCCUCCCUGUUUCAGGGGCUUGUUACCCCUCACUUCUCAGAACCACCUUUCUAGCAUAUUCCAUUCAGGAUGCUUAACAAUAGUCUGGCUGUGGUGUAGAUACAUCAAAUAUUAUUCCUCACAGUUCUGCAAGUAUAAACUGCAAGAUCAAGGUUCCAGCAGGUCUAGGGGUGGGAAAGGCUGCGUC
This is a messenger RNA of Acomys russatus (golden spiny mouse), 2234 nucleotides long. It is a transcript of the gene C8a, whose product is annotated as complement C8 alpha chain. NCBI's taxonomy places the organism in Eukaryota, Metazoa, Chordata, Mammalia, Rodentia, Muridae. Gene Ontology annotation, biological process: immune response. The transcript has 11 exons. Gene Ontology annotation, molecular function: protein binding. Bases 98 to 1852 code for a protein of 584 amino acids. Gene Ontology annotation, cellular component: membrane attack complex. The record is from RefSeq and is a predicted model, not a curated record.